AUGGAUCGCAUUUCUCAUCUUCGUCUUGUGCCAUUUAUCCACUCUACGUCUAUGACUACUAGCGUUGUCGAUGAGCGCUUAUCGCUAUUGCAUCCACAUGUCUCAAGACGAAUUGGACGACGUACGCGACUCCUUAUAAGUGGCUUGGUACUACUGUUGUUGUUUGCAGGAGGUGUCGCGUGCGUUGCCAUUGUCUUGCGUCUCUUCCGAGGUGCUACUACACUCCCAAUUAUAAUGAGACCGCUGGUAUUUUCCGAAGAGUUUGAUGCAAUUGUCAUUGGUGGAGGACCGGCAGGAUCAGUGGUAGCGAAACUGCUGAGUGAUGAUCCAUGGCGACGCGUGUUGCUGAUUGAAGCAGGGAACGCGUCCCAAAAACAGCUGGGGGGCAAGAAUGCCAUUCAGUCACGAUUCAAUGCAAAACAAUUGACACCUUUUGAUGUGCCGUUCUAUUGGACAAAUGUGGCCAAUACACCCCAAGUGCAUUGGGCGUAUCCAGAUGUUAAUGUAGCCAAAGCAUUAGGAGGAUGUGGGAUUCAUAAUGCCAUGCUUUACGUACGAGCUUUACCAUCGGAUUUAGAUAGUUGGCAACUGGAAAAAUGGUCUUGGGAAGAAGCACUGGCAAUUUACAUGGCUAUUGAGGACUUUGAUGGACCAAAUUCAAGUUACCACAGCACAAAAGGAUUUGUCCGUACGAGUCCACCAGCAUACAAGACAAAUUUUUCCAAAGAGUUUAUUGAAGCAUGUGAGCAAGUAGGAAUCCCACGGACGAUGGAUUUUAAUAAACCUGGUGGACGAUUUGGUGCUGGGUAUUAUCAUUUUAAUACCCGGGACGGGGUACGUGAGAGCGCUGCCAAUACGUUUCUUGGACCAAUACUGGAUAGCAAUACGGGAGAAUCUACACGAAGUAACUUUCGUUUGAUGCUGGAUACGACCGUCACGAGAAUUAAAAUCAAUGAGAAAAACGUGACCGAAGGAGUCGAAGUGCGCUACGGAAACGGUACAGUACAGAUCAUACGACUGGCAGAGCAUGGUGAAAUCAUUGUCACAGCUGGUGCGAUAAAUACGCCCAAAAUUUUGAUGCUUUCUGGGCUUGGACAUCGUGAUACGCUCAAGAAGGCUGGUUUGCCUCUGAAGAAGCACUUGCCACAGGUAGGCAUGAAUCUGCAGGACCACCCUGUCGUAGGAAUGACAUUUGAGUGCAAGAUCUCAAAAGCUAUUGAUCUCAAGGCGAAACUCGACUCGUACUUCGUGGCUACUAACACCAAGGGUUCUAAUUCAUCCCGCUUCGGACCUUUUGGCUCUGCCGGCCUUAGUGCUGGGGCAUUUCUUAUUCCUCCCGGCGGGACGCUACCUGAAAUUCAGCUCUCGCUGUUCCCCCGUAAUUCUGAACCGCACAUGUCCAAGAGCGCUACACUUGAUUAUGCCACAGAGGUUGUCAUCACGAUUGCACUACUGCACCCGCUAGCCCGUAAUCGUGUGGUACUCAUUCGCGAUGACGUCGAUUCGGUCGACGACAACAAAAGCGACGACUAUUUGAUCCCACGUGUCGUCUCGGAAGUGCCAGAGAGUAAGCCCGAACACCUCAAAGCGGGCGAUGUAUGGAAAAUUUCCUGGGCAAUUGGUGUGGUUCGAGAUAUUACAUCGAAGCUAGCUGAGAAGGGUCUCAUCGGACGUGAAAUCGCCCCAGGUAUCGAUAUCACCUCUUCAAAAGACUUGGACAAUUGGGUGUUUAACUCUGUAUUUCGCAACUCACACUGGGUUGGUAGUGCGUCCAUGGGAAGCACUGAGGACGAAGGUGUUGUGGAUAAUCACUUGCGCGUCUUUGGAAUCAAAAAUCUCCGCGUGGCCGACGCUUCUGCUAUUCCACGCAUUCCAAAUGGCAACGUCCACUCCUCCGUGGUUAUGGUAGCCUACCGCGCCGCGCAGAUUCUGCGUGAAGACGAAGCAGAAUAUCGGCAACGACAUGCCUCACAGACAGCACAGGAUACGUCUGCUACUUCAAGUACGAACAGCGAGAGCAAGCUUUGA
Messenger RNA from Peronospora farinosa, 2028 nucleotides. The record is from the annotation of a GenBank genome assembly. NCBI's taxonomy places the organism in Eukaryota, Oomycota, Peronosporomycetes, Peronosporales, Peronosporaceae.